Messenger RNA from Nipponia nippon (crested ibis), 210 nucleotides. The record is from RefSeq and is a predicted model, not a curated record. NCBI's taxonomy places the organism in Eukaryota, Metazoa, Chordata, Aves, Pelecaniformes, Threskiornithidae.
AUGGAGCAGAUCAAGCGCGCCAACCGCCUCUACACCACGGACACCAUCUUCCUCAAGCCCACCCUCCUCAUCCCCGCGCCGGCGCAGCCGGGGGGACCCUGCCCCGAGGAUGAGGAUGAGGACGAGGACGCGCCCGUCCCCUCGGGGGAUGCCCCGGCCGCCCCGGCCCGCCACGACCUCUCGGCUACCGAUUUCCUGCGGCAGCUCGAC